AAUGAAUUCUCAAAUUGACCCUCAUUUAGUUUAAAAUACCGUCAUGUAGCUGAAUAAAGAGAAUAAUGAAUUGAAAUAACAAUUGACUAAUCUCUAGUAUUGUUAUGCAUGUAUUUCUUUAUAGAAAGGAGCUUGAGAAAUAAGUUCAACUGUCAAAAGAAGCCUUGGAAUGGAAAGAGAAAUAUGAAAGGCUUCAUAAAUAGAAUCACACAUUGGAUCAUGAAAAAAAAUAACUAUUAGAAGAGAUAAGGAAGUUAAAAGAAGAGAUUAAGAAUUUGGAGUAAAAUAUUUUAAAAAUUUAAUAGAAAUUCUGUGCAAUAAUUAGAAGAGAAAACAAAAGAUUUAAAAGAUUAUGAAUAAGUAAAGGCUAAUUCUAUAAUUGUUCAAUAGGACAAUUUAGAAUUAACCAGAUAAUUAGAAAAAAUUAAAUCAAAUGAAUUGUUUCUCAUAAAAGUAAAAUAUUCAAUUAAUAAAUAGCCAAAAACAAUAAUCGAAAACACGAAGUAAUAUUAUUCGUUGAAUCUUUAAUGGGAAAAAAACAUCUAGAAUUUACAAUUAACAUAUAAGUUAGAAAAUGAUGGUCUGGUCCUUGAGGGGUAUGGAGAGACGGGUGACAAAUAGAUUAUUUAUCAGCAGAUUUAUGAUCUAGGGAAAAAAAUACUUAAACAAAAAGACAGGCCCUUGAUCUCUUUGAAACAAUCUCAAAUGAUUUUGACUUUUGAAGUUUGAGAAUUUAUAAAUCAAAUUAAAAUUUUUAAUUCU
This is a messenger RNA of Paramecium octaurelia, 762 nucleotides long. Lineage: Eukaryota; Ciliophora; Oligohymenophorea; Peniculida; Parameciidae. The record is from the annotation of a GenBank genome assembly.